AUGUCUCGGCUCCGCCUGCUGCUGCUUGCGGCGGCCCUAGCGCUCGCUGCCGGUAGCAGCCAUGGCUUCGAGUUUCAUGAGGCCACGCUUGACGCCAUCCAUUUGGGGUUCAAGAACGGCAGCCUGACCUCGACGGCACUCGUCAGGUUCUACCUGAGCCAGAUCAGCCGCCUCAAUCCCUUGGUCCACGCCGUCAUCGAGGUCAACCCCGACGCGCUCCGGCAAGCGGCGCGGGCGGACGCCGAGCGGCGGUCGUCGGGUGACCGCCAGAUCGGCGGGCUGCACGGCGUUCCCGUGCUGCUCAAGGACAACAUCGCGACGCGCGACCAGCUCAACACGACGGCCGGGUCCAUGGCGCUGCUCGGCUCGGUGGUCCGGCGUGACGCCGGCGUGGUGGCAAGGCUGCGGCGCGCGGGCGCCGUGGUCAUUGGUAAGGCCAAUAUGGACGAGUGGGCCAACUUCCGCAGCGCCAUCGGCACCGGUGGGUGGAGCGCGCGUGGAGGGCAGGGCAAGAAUCCCUAUGUUCUAUCCUCGCCACCUUGUGGGUCAAGCACAGGCCCGGCGAUAGCAGCGGCGGCAAACAUGGUAGCAGUGACACUAGGAACCGAAACAGAUGGAUCCAUACUUUGCCCGUCCUCGUUAAAUUCUGUUGUAGGAAUCAAACCGACUGUCGGGUUGACAAGCCGGGCUGGUGUCAUCCCCAUCUCUCCGAGGCAGGACACUGUUGGGCCAAUCUGCCGCACAGUAGCCGAUGCCGUCCAUGUGCUAGAUGCUAUUGUGGGAUACGACGAACUUGACGCCGUAGCCACGAGAGCAGCGUCCAAGUACAUCCCGGAAGGGGGAUACACACAGUUCCUAAAGAUUGAUGGGUUAAAAGGCAAGAGAAUAGGCGUUCCUAAUGGGUUUUUCGAUUUCGAAGAUGGAACCAUCCGUCAGAUGGUGUACCAGCAGCAUCUCAAGACACUCGAGCGAAAUGGAGUGGUUGUCAUACAGAACCUUGACAUCGCAGACUUGGAUGUCAUACAGAAUGCCACUGUCAGUGGGGAGCUUGCUGUGCUAGCAGCUGAGUUCAAGAUAUCCUUGAACGCUUAUUUAUCCGACUUAUCGUUCUCUCCCGUUCGUUCCCUGGCUGACAUAAUACAAUUCAACAACGCACAUCCAGACGAAGAGAUGCUCAAACAGUUUGGACAACUCAUCUUCUUGGUCUCCGAAAACACCACCGGCAUUGGCUCUGUUGAGAAGGCCGCGAUCCAGCAGCUCGACGAUCUGACAGCGAAUGGCGUGGAGAAGGUGAUGAAGGAGCACCGGCUAGAUGCAAUCGUGGCUCCAGACUCGAGUUCUGCCACGGUCCUCGCCAUCGCUGGCCUCCCAGGGAUCGCGGUUCCAGCUGGCUAUGAUGAGCAGGGAGCACCGUUCGGGAUAUCCUUCGGUGGGCUCAAGGGCUACGAGCCAAGGCUGAUUGAGAUUGCUUAUGCGUUUGAGCAGGCUACCAAAGUGCGAAACCCUCCGAUGUUCAAGCAGCCAAUAUGCCGCACAAUAUCUGACGCAGUAAGAGUACUGGAUGUUAUUGUUGGUUAUGAUGCCCGUGAUGCGGUAGCAACAAAGAAAGCAUCCAGGUACAUUCCCCGAGGUGGCUAUAUGCAGUUCUUGAGGACGGAUGGGUUAAGAGGCAAGAGAAUUGGCAUACCCAAUGGAUUUUUCAAUUAUCCAAAUGGGACCGUUCAGCAUACCAUUCUCCAUCAGCAUCUGGACACAAUGAGGAAACAUGGAGCAAUCCUCAUUGAUAACAUAAACAUAGCAAAUCUUGGUCUUAUAUUGGAUGUUCUAAACAAUGGCGAACAAAUUGCAUUACCAGCAGAAUUCAAAUUAAGCCUCGAUGCUUAUUUGUCAGACUUAUCAUACUCCCCAGUUCAUUCGCUUGCUGAUGUAAUAGCAUUCAACAAUGCCCAUCCCAUUGAGGAGAGGCUGAAAGAUUUUGGGCAGCUUAUCUUCCUGGUGGCUGAGAACACUACUGGCAUAGGUGCCCCUGAAAGAGCCGCAAUCCAGGAACUAAAGAAACUGUCAGCUGACGGAUUGGAGAAGCUGAUGAAGGAGCUGAAAUUGGAUGCAAUUAUGACGCCCAAUGAUAGUGCUGCCAGUGUUCUUGCCAUCGGUGGCAUGCCCGGAAUCACUGUACCUGCUGGAUAUGGUAAACUUGGUGUCCCAUUUGGCAUUUGCUUUGGAGGGUUGAAGGGCUAUGAGCCAAGGCUUAUUGAGAUCGCCUAUGCUUUUGAGCAAGUUACCCGAGUGCGAAAAAUCCCAACAUUCUCACCAUAGUAGAUGAUGAGAAUAUGUAUUUUUUUAUUUGUUCACUUCUAAACUAGGUUGUGCCUUUCAUGACUUGUGUCACUUCAAUAAUUCAACUACUACUUUCAUGACUCCGAAUAUUGUUGGAGGCCCAGAAGUACUUGAUGGAAAGAUCUCGGUGUCUUCUUUCCAUGGAUCCAAUCCCAUCAUCCAAAUCAAUGGAUCUUAUCAAAAUCUUCAAUAGAAUAAUGUUUGGACCU
Panicum virgatum (switchgrass) is the source of this 2546-nucleotide messenger RNA. Its product is annotated as probable amidase At4g34880. The record is from RefSeq and is a predicted model, not a curated record. Bases 1 to 2316 code for a protein of 771 amino acids. The transcript has 8 exons. NCBI's taxonomy places the organism in Eukaryota, Viridiplantae, Streptophyta, Magnoliopsida, Poales, Poaceae.